Molecule: messenger RNA, 1224 nt
Organism: Vitrella brassicaformis
Lineage: Eukaryota; Vitrellaceae
Source: the annotation of a GenBank genome assembly
CACACGGCACAGCUGUACUGUACAUGAAGUCAGUACGCGUAUGCGUGUGGAGCUGCAUGCAUUCAUCGUGUACGUGACUGACUUGCCCCGCCCCCUCUGUACAAACAUCCCUCGGGCCCGCACAGCUGCACCCUGUGUCCUCCACCUAUCGAUUGACCCCCCUCCCCUCAGCCAUCCAUUCCCUCCUCGGAUGCCUUUUUCAUGACCUUCUGGGCAGCGUCCAGCAAGAAACUGUCGAAGCGAGUGACGCGGCUCUGCAGACACACACAGAUCGAUCAAACAAGACAGGAAAAACAUGGAUGGAUCCACCCACCUAUGCAUCGCUUGCCAUUGACUAGACGGCUGACCUGUGUGUACUGAGCGAGUUUCUUGACGGCGAGGUGCCUCUUCCUCUCAGCGCGCGAGUCAUCGCUCAGCGACACCUGAAUACUCACAUCUGCACACAACACGGGCGGGCCAUGGUGCGGGCAGGCGCCAUACUUGCCAGUCAGCCUCAGACGUAUACCCACCUUCGAGUGCGGCGGAUCGUGACCAGUGCACGUCUACGUUGGUGGCCUCCGCAAACUGGCGAAACACACUCAUGCAUUCGUCCCUCGGCCGACCGACACACUCACUCACCUGCACCAACAGACCAACACACAUACACACGUCAACCCUCGGGCAAACCACAGGCCAUGUGAUGUGUCGAGGGUGUGUUAGUGGGUGCAUACCCUCUCCCAGUCCACCAGGGGCAGCUUGACGGGUGACUGCGUCAUCAGCGGAUGGGCGUCAGCGGCGCUGUGGCCACGGCCACUCUGAUUCAACAUGUCCCCAACCUGCGCGAGAGAGCAGUCUCAAACAAACAGACAGCAAUGAUCCAGAGGUUCUUGGAUGCAUUCCUCCCUCCCUCUCUGUCUGUCAUCUCCCACCUGUUUGCUAAUCUCCUCUACGAGAGCGAGGAUGAAGUCGAUGUCGGUCGCCGUCACGCCUUCUUCAUCCGAGUGGACCGGGUCGUUCUGGCCCGCCUGGAUCUGACCCACCAUAGCGUCCCAGCUCAGGUCACCCAUCGCCAGACACGCCACUGACGCAACUGUUGAGAGAUGAACGGACGGAUGCCAGGGACUCAGUUUGUCAGGCACGGCUGUCGCUGCAAGUGGUGGAUUACUCGACCCGCAUCUUCUUGCGGAGCCACUCUAUCGGCUAAGCACCAGAAAGGGGCAGAAAUCAAAGUGGCGGCGAGAAUUU